UUGAUAUAUUUUCUUUAGUCUUUGAUUUGUGAUUGUUAUUGAACUGGUUAUAAUUUGUACAUAUCAGUGAUUUAUCUAUUUAAGUCGCGAAUUAAAAUUAAAUGUUGAUAAUUUUCCACACAUUCACAGUGCAGGGCAGCUUAUUAUAGCAGACUGUUUUAGCGCUGGGAAUGAGACAGUUUGUCUUAAAAAAUGCAGUGUUUUGCUACUUUUGCCACAAACGCUAAAAUGAACAAAUAAUUUUCAAUACAUUCGUUCAACGGAUUAUGAUUUAUCUACAAGUUUGCCAUGGAGUCAAAUUUAAAUGAAGAAAAAACACUUAUCCAAGAGGACAAGGAUGACACACGUUCCGUUGAAACUGCAAACAGUACCCAUGAAAAUACGGUUAGUAAAAGAAUGGUGGGCAUGGAAUUACUCCCUGAAAAACAAGAAGAAGACGAGUUGGAGUCAUUAGAUCCUGAGGCAGUUGGGGGUCGGGAAAAGGUUGAUCAGCAUAAAUUUACGGAAGCUGAUACACUCAUGUCACUUUGUGAAACGUCGGCCAGUGCUUUUGUUGAGCCAGCGAUAGAAGAAACCCAAAUAUGUGAGAUACCUAAUGAUACAUUAGCUGUCACUGAAUCGGACAACCAAUCUGCAAGAACGUUUGUAGACCAGCAUAUUGGUGCUGAUGGAGUUUCCAGUCUAGCUGUUGCGUCGACAUUUGAACGUGCAGAUAAAAUAAACGAUUUGAAAGAAAUCACGUUUCCUAAAACUGAUUUAGACAACACAAGCAUUCCACAAAAUCAGGAUUUUGUAGACAAAAUAAGCAACCCUUAAAAUAAUAAUUUUGAAAUUAUUAACAAUCGAAUGGAACCGAUGCUAGAAAAUGAGCAGCAACCGAUACACGGGGAAGUCAAAAUAUCAUUUGAGAGCGAAAUACGCAAACAUGUAACGGAGGUUCAACAACAAAUUGGUGUCUUAGAAGACAAAUUUCGAAAUGACAAUCGUGAAAUGAAGACAUCCGUUGAAACUAUCACAGCUAAAAAUGACGAGAUUGCAAACGGUCUGGAUAACCUUGAAAAACAAAUCCGGCAACAGCAGCAGGAAGAACUUCACAAAGUGGAAAAAAUGGAACAAACUAUCAGCCAAAACAUGAAAGAACUUCAUCAAAAUAAAGAAAUGCUAGACAGAAAAAUGAGCGAAAACGAAGAACGUUGGAAUUCGGUAAUGCGUACCAGUGACACAGAAAAUGCAACAAUCCAAUUGAAGGAACAGAUGCGUUUACUUGAGAAACUCAAGCAGGAAAAUCUCUUUCAAAAAGACAAGUUCAAAGAUUGCAUGAAAGAGAUGCAAAAGGCUAAAGACACAGAGGUAGCCACCUUGAGAAUCCAACUUCAGGAAGCUGAGCAUCGCGGAAGAAUACAUAUACUUCGACAAGAAAUUGAAGCUGCAAAGAAACAAAUAGUGAUAAGUGAAGGAAUACUAACGAAGACUAUUGACGAAAUGACAACAGAGAUAAGUCAGCUUGAAACGAAGCGCAGUGAAUUGCAGGCAUCACUAAGAAACGUAGAUGCAGCUAAUCUUCGCGAGAAACGUGCGCUAGAAAAUCGGAUUGAAUUCUUAGGCGCAGAAGUGGUGAAAAGAAACACAUGCAUAUCGAUAUUGGAGACACGGUUGUCGAAAACGAAGAUAACAAUGAGGAGCUUAGAUCAAUUAAGCGAAAGUGACUACGAAACUUACAGAGGAUUAGUCCAAAGAUGGCAGGAGGACGACGGUCGUUUGCAUGUAGAAAGCGACGAAAUAAAACAGAGGUUCUUUCGUGGUGAUGGUCAGUCAAUUGUAGAAACACUGACCUGGGUUCAAAACACCAUUUCUGGACUUCCAGGAGAUUGCAUUCAUGCCAACGACUUUCAGCGAAUUUCAGAUAUUAUCCGAAAAGCCCUCCGUGGGGAUUAUACUGAAAUUCGGACAGAUUUUGCAUUUACGCAAAGAAAUUGCGUUGUGCAAUGAAGAACGACUGAUAUGGAUUAUUUUAGGAACGCCAUUUAGACUUUGAAUAAGUUUUUUUUUGAAGUACAAUAUUUUGUUAAAUUAAUACAUAUUUAUGGACGCGUGUAUACAGCACGUGUACCUUCACUGUUUAGUAUUUCAAUUGGUCAUUCGAACAUAACGACUGGAAUGGCAUUAUUACGAAAUGGAUUGCACCUGGAGAAGGAACAGAACGAGAUUUACACUAAUAAUGGACGACACUGAUUGAGCUACACUGAAAAAUUGAGACUGCUGCAACAAAGGUAUAACCAACAUCACUGGUUAUGAGAAUAUUACAUGAAUAGUUAUACAAUAACUGUUAAAACAUCCAAACUCUUUGAUACAUAUCACGCUAGACUCAUGCAAAAUAUGUGAUGUCAUUCCCAAUUCAGUUGUUUACAGAAGGUUGUACGUUAAAUACGCAGUGCACCAUUGACUUAUUCUUUUACAACGAACCAGAAACAUUAACAUAGUGAUUGUGGCUGUUUCAAAUCUAUGUUUGAGAUACUAAAUUUGCAUUUCGCUGUAAAUCAACGCAUUCAAAAGGUAAACCUUGUAACGUUUUAUUUCAAAAUGCCUUAAUGCACUGUUAUCUAGUCUUCAUGUAAUAUAUGUUUUGAUUAAGAAGUCAUGCAGUAAGCUAUGCACCUAUGUUGAAGAUGCAAUUAAAACUGAACAUUC
Dreissena polymorpha is the source of this 2688-nucleotide messenger RNA. RefSeq names its product coiled-coil domain-containing protein 18-like. The record is from RefSeq and is a predicted model, not a curated record. NCBI's taxonomy places the organism in Eukaryota, Metazoa, Mollusca, Bivalvia, Myida, Dreissenidae. Bases 847 to 1989 code for a protein of 380 amino acids. The transcript has 14 exons.